This is a messenger RNA of Oldenlandia corymbosa var. corymbosa, 1800 nucleotides long. Lineage: Eukaryota; Viridiplantae; Streptophyta; Magnoliopsida; Gentianales; Rubiaceae. The record is from the annotation of a GenBank genome assembly.
AUGAUCAGUGCCACAGACCUUUACCAUGUCCUAACUGCUGUCGUUCCCUUGUAUGUGGCUAUGAUCUUAGCCUAUGGUUCAGUGAAAUGGUGGAAGAUUUUCACCCCAGACCAGUGUUCAGGGAUCAAUAGAUUUGUGGCUCUUUUUGCUGUUCCUCUGCUUUCUUUUCACUUCAUAUCAACCAACAAUCCGUAUGCCAUGAACUACAGAUUCAUAGCAGCUGACACUCUUCAGAAGCUCAUUGUCCUGGCUGUUUUGGCCGUCUGGUCAAGGGUCAGUUCAAGGGGGUCCCUGGAAUGGUCUAUCACUCUGUUUUCUCUGUCAACACUUCCCAAUACACUUGUGAUGGGGAUUCCUCUCUUGAAGGGUAUGUAUGGUGAUGCCUCAGGAAGCCUAAUGGUUCAGAUAGUUGUGCUGCAAUGCAUCAUUUGGUACACAUUGAUGCUCUUCUUGUUUGAGUACAGAGGUGCAAGAAUGCUCAUUGCUGAGCAGUUUCCUGACACUGCAGGGUCUAUUAUAUCAUUUAAAGUUGAUUCUGAUAUUAUUUCUUUGGAUGGUAAAGAGCCACUACAGACUGAAGCUGAGGUUGGUGAAGAUGGGAAGCUUCAUGUCACUGUGAGGAAAUCAACUAGUUCAAGGUCUGAAAUUUACUCUAGGAGAUCCCAUGGGCCUCAUUCUGGUGUUUCAAUGACACCAAGGCCGUCAAAUUUGACUAAUGCAGAGAUUUAUUCUCUUCAGUCAUCAAGAAAUCCUACUCCCAGGGGCUCUAGUUUUAACCAUACUGAUUUCUACUCAAUGGUUAAUGGAAAGAAUACUAGUAAUGCUAGUCCAAGGCACUCCAAUUUCGGAAACUUGAAUUUCGAUGAGGAGAAUGGGAUUGGUGGAUUUGGUAAUCUCUCCAGGGCUAAUGGGGUUUAUGGGCAGGGGAAUACAGGGUACCCUGCACCUGCUAGUGCUGGAAUUUUUUCACCUGUAUCAGGUCCGGGAGCUAAGAAGAAGGCAAACGGGGUGGAUGCCGGAAAAGAUCUUCACAUGUUUGUCUGGAGUUCAAGUGCUUCACCGGUGUCUGAAGGAGGCAUUCACGUUUUCCGGGGAGGUGAAUAUGGCAAUGAACUCGGCAUAGGAGCACACCCUAAAGAUUAUGAUGAUUUCGGCCGUGAUGAGUUCAGCUUUGCAAAUAGACAAGGUGCAAAUGGCACUGACCGUGAAGGGCCAGUUUUAUCGAAGCUUGGUUCGAGCUCCACAGCUGAGCUGCACCCAAAAGCUAGUGCUUCUGAGAUCAAAGCUACUUCGAUGCCCCCUGCUAGUGUGAUGACCAGGCUUAUUUUGAUAAUGGUGUGGAGGAAACUUAUUAGGAAUCCUAAUACUUACUCAAGUCUCUUUGGGUUGACAUGGUCUCUGAUCUCAUUCAGGUGGAAUGUUCAAAUGCCUGCCAUAGUUGCCAAAUCCAUUUCCAUUUUGUCUGAUGCUGGUCUCGGGAUGGCCAUGUUUAGUCUUGGUUUGUUCAUGGCCCUGCAGCCUAGAAUCAUUGCUUGUGGGAAAACUAUUGCUGCAUUCUCUAUGGGUGUUAGAUUUCUCACUGGACCUGCUGUUAUGGCUGCUGCGUCUAUCGCUAUCGGAUUGAAAGGCACUUUGCUACAUAUUGCCAUUGUUCAGGCUGCUCUUCCACAGGGAAUUGUUCCCUUCGUCUUUGCUAAGGAGUACAAUGUUCAUCCAGAUAUUCUCAGCACAAUGGUGAUCUUUGGGAUGUUAAUUGCUCUACCAAUCACUCUAGUGUACUACAUUCUACUGGGGCUCUGA